GUUGUUGUGCAGAGCAGCUGUUCAGCCCCUCCCCCUCCUGUCAGACUCUGUGGUCACAUGACUCACUUCCUGCAUAAGCAAAGCUUGCCUGGGCUUCAUUCUGCCACUGGGUUAGACGGCAAGAAUCCUUUUAAAAUGGCGCAAGCUGGGGUUUUCCUUGAGCACGACCAGUUCAACUGUUCCAUAUGCCUGGAUGUCUUAAAGGACCCUGUGACUAUUCCAUGUGGACACAGUUAUUGUAAAGGCUGCAUUAAAGGCUACUGGGACCAGGAUGACUAUCUGGGGAUCUAUGGCUGUCCUCAGUGCAGGCAGAGCUUCGCUCCCAGACCCCUGCUGGGCAGGAACACAAUGCUGGCAGAUGUGGUGGAGAAACUGAAGAAUACCGGGCUCCACGCUGGACCGACAGCGUCUGAUCCGACCCAAGCCGAACCCGGGGAUGUGGAGUGUGAUGUUUGCUCUGGGACAAAAAACAAAGCCUUUAAAUCUUGCCUGGUCUGUCUGGCGUCUUACUGUGAGACCCACCUUCAACCCCACUACGAGUCUCCUGCCUUUCAGAAACACAAGCUGGUCUCUCCUUCAAAGACGAUACAAGAACAGCUCUGCUCUCGCCAUGAGAAACUCCUGGAGGUGUUUUGCCGCACAGAUCAGCAGUGUAUUUGUUAUCUUUGUUUAACGGAUGAACACAAAGGACACGACACUGUUCUAGCUACAGCGGAGAUGAAUGAGAAAAAGAAUGCUCUGGCGGAGAUGCAGAGGAUUUCCCAGCAGAGGAUUCAGGAGAGAGAGAAGGAGCUGGUCGACCUGAGAGAGGCUACACAGAUGCUCUCUCUCUCCGCACAGACGGCCCUCGAGGAGAGCGAGCGCAUCUUCACAGAGCUGGUGUGCUCCAUAGAGCGCCGGCGCGCUGAAGUGACGGAGCUGAUCCGGGGUCAGGAGAGGGCGGCCGUGAGUCAAGCUGAAGCACUCCUUCAACAACUGGAGCAGGAGAUAACAGAGCUGAAGAAAAGACACGCUGAAUUAGGAGAGCUCUCGCAAACAGAGGACCAUAUCGCCUUCCUUCAGAACUGCAGGUCUCUGUGUACUCCGCCUGUGCCUGUUGACUUGCCAAACAUCACCUCUGACCCAAACUUUGGAUCCAUGAUGAUGGCGCUGACAGAGUUCCAGGCUCUCCUCGAGGACGUCUACCAGGGAGGAUUUGUCAAUAUCUCUGAGAAAGUGAAUCAUGUUACUAUUAUUGACAGCACCAAACCAAAGACAGAUUCAGAGUCCAUUACAGCUUCAGCACCAGACUUUGGUCAGGCUGUACAGAGCCCGUUUGCCAUUAGCGUCCCAACAAUUAGUGUGUUUCCAUUCUCAUCAUUUGGAUCCAGAUCACAAGGUCCUCGUCAGAGACUGCAGCCACGUAGGAGACGAAGGUAGCCUUAAGAUCGGCCUGAGAAAUGGCUGAUUAGAAUUCAGUCAAGAGGCCAAAGUCGGUUUGUGGUAGUUUUUUGGAACAUGUACAUUUUCAUGGUUUAAAAAAAAAAA
Molecule: messenger RNA, 1527 nt
Organism: Sinocyclocheilus rhinocerous
Lineage: Eukaryota; Metazoa; Chordata; Actinopteri; Cypriniformes; Cyprinidae
Gene: ftr67
Product: finTRIM family, member 67
Exons: 7
Coding region: 58-1419 (453 amino acids)
Molecular function (GO): zinc ion binding
Source: RefSeq, a predicted model, not a curated record